Messenger RNA from Saccostrea cuccullata (small rock oyster), 5183 nucleotides. Its product is annotated as RAC-alpha serine/threonine-protein kinase-like. Gene Ontology annotation, molecular function: ATP binding; protein serine/threonine kinase activity. Lineage: Eukaryota; Metazoa; Mollusca; Bivalvia; Ostreida; Ostreidae. Gene Ontology annotation, biological process: protein phosphorylation. Gene Ontology annotation, cellular component: nucleus; cytoplasm. The transcript has 9 exons. The record is from RefSeq and is a predicted model, not a curated record. Bases 130 to 1422 code for a protein of 430 amino acids.
CACAUUAAGAACUGGAGGAAGCGGUACUUUAUUUUACGACAGGACGGGUCUUUCCUGGGAUACCGGGCCAAGCCUGAACAUGGAUUGGGGGACCCCCUCAACGACUUCACCGUCCGAGAUUGCCAGCUGAUGAAACAAGAGAAGCCCAAGCCUAAUACAUUCAUUAUACGAGGUCUGCAAUGGACGGUGGUAGUGGAGCGAAUGUUUUACGUGGAGAGUAACGAGGAGAGAGAGGACUGGAUCGCAGCCAUUCGUUCUGUGGCCGAAAAUCUCAAGGUCACAGAAGAAGAAGGAGGGUUGCUGGAAAAGGAGAAGAAGAAAGUGUCAUUAGAUGACUUUGAAUUCCUCAAAGUUCUGGGGAAAGGUACAUUUGGGAAGGUGAUUCUGUGUAAGGAGAAGACAACCAAUCAUCUGUACGCCAUCAAGAUCCUCAAAAAGCAGGUCAUCAUAGCCAAGGAUGAAGUGGCUCACACCCUCACAGAAAACAGAGUUUUACAGACCACUAAACAUCCAUUUUUAACACAACUGAAGUACUCUUUCCAAACGCCUGACAGACUCUGUUUUGUUAUGGAGUACGUCAAUGGGGGAGAACUCUUCUUUCAUUUAUCACGAGAACGAAUAUUCAGCGAGGACCGCACACGGUUUUACGGUGCUGAAAUUAUAUCAGCGUUGGGAUAUUUACAUGAAAAUAAUAUCGUUUAUAGAGAUCUCAAGCUGGAGAACUUAUUAUUGGAUAAGGAUGGGCAUAUUAAGAUAGCAGACUUUGGUCUGUGUAAAGAGGAGAUGUAUUACGGUGCUAGUACCAAGACUUUCUGUGGAACUCCAGAGUAUCUAGCCCCAGAGGUGCUUGAGGACAAUGACUAUGGCCGUGCGGUGGACUGGUGGGGAACGGGAGUUGUGAUGUAUGAAAUGAUGUGUGGAAGACUGCCCUUUUAUAAUCGUGAUCAUGACAUUUUGUUUGAACUUAUCUUGCUUCAACAAGUCAAAUUUCCUCGGACGCUGUCGGAAGACGCUACCUCUUUGUUGUCGGGCCUGCUGGUCAAGGACCCCAAACAAAGGCUGGGAGGAACGGAGGAUGACGUGAAUGUGAUUAGGGUCCACCCGUUCUUCAAAAGUAUCAACUGGCAAGACCUGGUGGAAAAGAAGAUUCCGCCACCCUUCAAGCCUCAGGUGACCUCUGAAACUGACACCAGGUAUUUCGACGACACCUUUACCGGGGAGUCCGUGGAAUUAACCCCGCCCCAGGUGCCAGCAAUGCCGGAGUACGAGGCUUCCAGUUACUCCCUCGAUCGCAUCGACGAAGACAUGACCGAAAUGGAAAACAUGCCGUACUUCGAGAAGUUUUCCUACCACGGCAGUAAAAUGAGCCUGGCCCAGAGUCAUAAUAGUGUUAUGAGUUUUGAUACGACAUGGAGCUCAUGAUCAAAACGUCAAGGGAACCAAAACCUCAGGACAUCUAGAUGAAACAUAGGAGUAUAUAUAUGUGUUGAGUAUUCACAAUAUGUCACCUGUAUUUAAUGUUAAAAAGGUUUUGAAGGAUGCUUGAUGAGCAUUUGCUUGGAUAGAAUAAUAUUACAUGUAUCAUGUCCCAAUAUUUUUGGGGAAAUAUUUUCAAAUCUUUAUAGAUAUGUGUCACUGAAUUUCAGUACACAAUAAAUAAUAUGAUGACACUUUUUAUAAGCUGACCGUUUGACAUUGAUGAAUUUUACCAGCAAAAAAAAAAUACUUGUUUGUAUGCUUUCUUAAUUGUUUUUCAUUAUGAGGAAAUGUGACAGUAUUUUCAAAUUUUGGAGCUUAAGAUUAUUCAUACAAAGAACAUAACUUACUCCUUGUAUGAGUUGGAUUUAUAGAACAUAUAAGAUUUUUUUUUUUUAAAGGAAUUUAAUAUUUGUGCCUGAGGCAUCUUAUUAUAUGACAUGGUAACAUGUUCACCAUAUAACAUGUGAAAACGUAAGGUUUGUAAUGUAGAUUGAAUACCUUCAAUGAAUUUUAUUUUCCUUUAUUUAGGUAAAUGUAUGUCUACAAUGAAUGAAUGUCUCUUAUUGUUAUAUUUUAAGAAUGCAAGUGCUAUAUACCCAUAGGAAUUGUUUCAAAUGAAUUAAUUUCAUGUAUAAAAGGUUGUUUUUACACUGCAAUAGAUUUGCCGAUUUUUUGUCUUAAUUUGUACUUGUAUUAAUUGUGUUUUUGACAUGACAGAGGAUUUUUUUUUUAAAUUUUGAUCAAUAAACCAAAUUACUUUCAAUUUGAGGUUUUGUCAACUUUUUGUUGCACAUUUAAUAUGGAUCACAAAGACUGACUGUAUGGCUGAAAUUCAGAAUUGAUUUACAAAAUAAAAAAUUUAUCAAUGUUUACAUAAUGUUUUCUUUCAUGACAUAUAUACCAAGUCAUCAACAAGCAUACAUGUACAAUGCAAGUCUGCACAAUAUACUUAGUUAAUAGAUAUCAUUUGUAAUAAAAGAUAAUUUGUUUGGCAUAUUAAUGUUCUGAUAGGUUGUAUGAAAAUAUCAUUUCUUUAUAUGCUAUUUAACAACAGGUUAACAUUUUACUCUCAUUGAAGAUUGUCUUACUAUCAAAAGCAAAAAUGGCUCAUAGAGCAUUGAAAGACUUAAGAAUUUAUUUUUUUACUCAAUUGCAGUUACAUGUUUAUGACUUACAUAAAUGAUAAAGAAAUAGGUUGUGAAAUCUGUGAUUUAAUUUAGGGAGGGGGAAACUAAAAUCUGUAUCUAAAUCUUUAUUUAUUAUUUAUUUUAUUUUAAUCAGACCUAUAAAAGGAUAAAAUAUCAUGUAGAUGUAUGUGAUUUUUAUAAAUGUAUCAUGCUCCAUUUGUGUUUUUUCACUACACUAGGAAAAAUUUUUACAGCAAUUUUUAAAGAUAUUUUUGCUCUUUUGAAUUUUGACCACUUUUUAAAAACCUGCUAGUUUUGAAACUAAAUGCAAAAAUGAGUUCUUUUUGAAGCAUUUCUCAUUACCAGAUCUUUUUAACAACCACAAAACCUUUUUUCCAACCAUGAAUUACAACCAUUAAUUAAAAAUGUUCAAGGCUUUGUACUCAGAAUGGCAUGCCAAAGGUUACAGAGAACACAUGAACUUUUUGUGAAAAAUUGGUAAUCCAGCAGUUAUGCACAUGCCUUUCUUACAAAGGGAUAUAUUCCUUUUUUUGCCCCCAAAAAUGUAGAUAUACUUUUUUAAGUUUGUAUUGAGCACUAAGUAUUAAACAUGGAACAAAAGUGGUGUUAUUUUUCUAAAUGAAUUUGGCCAGUAAGCAAGGAACCAAUAUCUAAUUUAUUAACAAGAAUUGUCAGGGUUCUUUUCUGAAUAAUUUGUUUGAUAUUUUCUUAAUUAUUUUCUUGUGAUAGUCUUACAUGUACUUUUUUUUUUUUAAGUGUUCAUGAAUGUGUUUUUAAGAAUGUUUAAUAAGAUAAUAUUUUGUGUUCAAUUUUUAUAUUAAAACCAUGCUUAUCAGUUUUAGUACAUGUAUUACUUAAUACUUACUGGAUUCAUUAUUCAUCAUAAUCUCUCCAGGAGAGAAGAUUUUUUUAUUUGUUUUAAGUCUCAAAUGCAUAAAGAAUUUCUAUGACAUGAGCAUCUUAAAGCAAUGAUUUUUUGUUGUAUAACUAUUUAUUAUGUGUGAAAGGUGUGCAUUAGUUAACAAAUUGACAAUUAUUGUUAUUCUAGGAACAGCUUAAAAUAACUGACAGCCAAGAAGAGGGCUAAUAAUUAAACAACAGUUGAUCUUAUUUUGAGAAUAUUGCCCAAAGGUUAAUAAGGAACACACAAGAAACAAACUACCAGGCUCCGACAAAAUAAGUUGUCCGCCAGAGCAGUGUUACUCUGUUACAUCUGACAAUUAAUAAGGGUCAACUAAUUAAUAUGAUUGACAAAAAUGACAAAGAAACACCUUCAAAAAGAUGACCUUCCAUAGGCAAGUAGCUUUAGGGGGUGACUUUAAAUACAGUUUCCAAGUAUCUAUAUCAAGUUUAGGGGAAUCACUGGCAAUAGAGUCCGUCAGAUUGGGAUUAAUAUGACAUUCAUGUAAAUCUGACAUGGCUGUAAUAUCUUAACUCUGUUAUAGUAACUGUUUGAAUACUUGAAGUGAUCAGUAUGAUACAUAUAUGACGUAUAUACAUGUAUAAGCACCAGUAUACGUAGAUUAAUUAGAACAUUGAGAAUGUUCACAAAUUAUCAAACCUAAAUAUCAUUUAUGAAAAUGUCUGUGUAUUGUUAUUAGAUUUGUUAUAUUAUUGUAAUGAAAUGAGCCAACCUUUCAAUAAAGAUCAUUUUAUUGAUCAGAGAGAGAGAGAAGGAGAGAGAGAGAGUGGGGUUUGACUUCAACAGUAGGAUAUUAUAACUAUAAGUUUACUAUAAGAAUAUUGCACGGGUCUACUACAAUUGUAUUGCACUACAGUAGCAUACCUACCUUUCACAGUUUAGUAACUCAUACUUUGAUACUGUCAACAGUUACAUAUGUAGAUAAUUUAUAAUAUGGCACCUUCCACAGUUAGAUUAUUCAUACUUUGAUACUUUCCAAAGUUGGAUAAUUCAUACUUUGAAUCAAAUACAGUUAGAUAAUUCAUGCUUUAAUACCUUCUACAGUUAGAUAAUAUACAUUAAUACCUUCUACAGUUAGAUAAUUCAUACUUUGAAACCUUUCACUGUAAGAUAAUUCAUACUAUGAACCUUCCACAAUAAGAUGAUUUUUAUUUUGAGACUUCCAAAGUUAGAUAACUCAUUCUUUGAUACUUUCACAUAAGGUAAUUCAUACUAUGGUACUUUCCCCUUCAGAGUUAGAUAAUUUGUACUGUGGUACCUUUCACAGCCAGGUAAUUCAUACUUUAAUGCUUUAAUCUACCGCAGGAUAAUUCAUACUUUGAUAUCUUCCAAAUUUUUGUUAUUCAUACUGUGGUACCUUUUACUGCUAGUCAAUUUAUGCUGUUGUAUUUCUAUAGCUAUUAGAUAAUUCUUACUGCGGUAUCUUUCACUGCUAGAUAAUUCAUACUGUGGUAUUUUUCACGGCUAGAUAAUUCAUACUGUGGUACUGCCUUUACUGUUGGAUAAUUCAUACUGUGUCCCAUUGCUAUGAUAAAGAGCCUUUAGAGAGAGAGAGAAAGCAUAGUAACCAGAAUCUUAACUGAAUGUACAUGUCAAACUGUAACAAAUUGAAUAAUAAAAUAAUUUAACACCAA